GGACCAAUAGUAGUGGAGAAUGGGUCGGCGUACGGAAGUUUCCGAGGCAUCAUGUCGUCUUUUUAACGAAUGUUUAAAAAUUUUAGGAAGUUUUAUUCCUCCUCGGAGCUUGGGUAAAUAAAAUAACCUUGUGUAGGGCGUUUGACGUCAAUACGUGUCUUUGUCCUUUCUUCGCGUGUAAAAGUUCUCGGUUAUGUCCAAACCAACGACAUGGACACCCAAAGACAGCGAGCCGAAGCAGCUGCCAAUCUAUCAACACAAGAACAAGCUGACUCAGGCGGUCAGAACCAGCACCUUCCUCAUAGUCACCGGCGAGACUGGAAGCGGGAAAACCACGCAGCUGCCACAGUACCUGCAUCAGGCAGGUUAUUGUAAGGACGGUAAGAUUGGCAUCACCCAGCCUCGCCGUGUGGCUGCCAUCACUGUAGCUCAGAGGGUCGCUCAGGAGAUGAAGUGCACUCUGGGCAGAGAGGUUGGAUACCAAGUGCGGUUUGACGACCGCACAUCCCAGGACACGGUGGUGAAGUACAUGACAGAUGGAUGUUUGCUCCGAGAAGUCUUGGCAGAUCCGUCGCUUUCUCAGUACAGCGUUAUAAUACUGGAUGAAGUCCAUGAACGCAGUCUGAACACGGACAUUCUUCUGGGUUUGUUAAAGAACGUUUUCUCUAGCCCUUCUGAGGCCACUAAGGGACGAUCCUUUCCCCUUAAAGUGGUGGUAAUGUCCGCCACGUUGGAAGCUGACAAACUUUCAGCGUUUUUCAACAACUGUCCGGUCUUUGAAAUUCCUGGUAGGGUCUUCCCGGUGACAUCCACGUUUGGCUCGGCUGUAGGUCCAAAAGAUGUUGAAAGCACCUUUUAUGUCAAAGAGGUGGUGAAAGUGGCCCUGGAUGUGCAUACCAGUGAAAAGGCUGGGGACAUUCUGGUGUUUUUGACAGGCCAGUCAGAGAUCGAGCAUGCCUGCGACUUGUUGUUCGAAAAAGCUGAAAAUAUUGACUAUCGCUAUGAUGUGCAGGACCGGACCGUGGAGGGCCUUCUCAUUUUACCUCUUUAUGGAUCAAUGCCCACUGAUCAGCAGAGACAGAUCUUUCAGGCACCGCCUCCAGGAAUCAGAAAGUGUGUGGUAGCCACAAACAUUGCAGCUACGUCCCUCACCAUCGAUGGUAUUAAGUACAUCGUAGACAGCGGCUUCGUGAAGCAGCUCAAUCACAACUCCAGGGUGGGCAUGGACGUGUUGGAGGUUGUGCCGAUUUCAAAGAGCGAGGCUCAGCAGAGGGCGGGCCGAGCAGGGAGAACUUCAUCUGGGAAGUGCUUUCGCAUCUAUACCAAGGAAUUCUGGGAGAAGUGCAUGCCGGAAUAUACGAUUCCAGAGAUUCAGAGGACAAGUCUGACAGCGGUGAUCCUCACGCUGAAGUGCCUUGGUGUUCAUGAUGUCAUCAGGUUUCCUUAUCUGGACUGUCCAGAGGAAAGGUUUAUUCUUGAAGCACUAAAACAGCUCUUCCAGUUUGAUGCAAUUGACAGGAGAGGCAGAGUAACCAAGCUCGGGGAGCUUAUGGUGGAAUUCCCCCUGCACCCAGGUCUCACCAGGGCUCUGCUUAAAGCUGCCUCACUGGGCUGCCAGGACCUGCUGCUCCCUGUGGCCGCCAUGCUGUCUGUGGAGAACAUCUUCAUCAGGCCAGGUCAACCCGACAAGCAGAAAGAGGCAGCUAAGAAGCACAGAGCACUGGCUGCUAAAACCAGCAGCAUGAACGAUUUUGCCACUCUUCUUAGUGUGUUUAACUCCUGCAAAUCCAGUGACAGGCCUUCAUCCUGGUGCAAGGACAACUGGAUCCACUGGAGGGCGCUGAAGUCAGCCUUUAGUGUGGAGACUCAGCUUAGAGAGAUCCUCCUCCGCCUCCAGCAGAGGAGAGAUUUUCCUGUUGAAACUUUUGACGGGAAUAAAAGUGAACUCUUCAGACAGUGCCUGUGCACAGGAUAUUUCACCAAUGUUGCCAGAAGGUCUGUUGGAAAAGUGUUUUGCACAAUGGAUGGCCAUGGAUCUAUGGUUCACAUCCAUCCGUCGUCAUCAUUGUUUGAGCAGGAGGCCGAGCUGAACUGGGUCAUCUUCCACGACGUGCUGGUGACCUCAAAGAUGUACAUCAGGACGGUUUGUCUCAUUCGCUACGAGUGGGUUAAGGAUUUAUUACCUAAACUCCAUGAAGUGGAUGUGUAUGAGCUGAGCAGUGUGGCAAGACAGGAAGUUACAGAAGACGAGAUGGUGAAAUGGGAGAGCAAGGAAGCAGCCAAAAGACAACAAGAGGCUGCUGAAGAUGUCACGAAGAAGCUGGAGAAGCGGAACAAUGAAGCCACAGUCAGCGAUGCUCGAGCUCGCUACCUGCAAAGGAAGCAACAGAGACAGCAAAGUAAAGCUCUUUGAGAGAAUUUUUUUAGGUGCUAUUUGCAAUUUUUAAUCAAUAUAUUUUUAAUAAAAAAAAAAAAAACAACAA
This is a messenger RNA of Girardinichthys multiradiatus, 2483 nucleotides long. RefSeq names its product DEAH (Asp-Glu-Ala-His) box polypeptide 40 (gene dhx40). Gene Ontology annotation, cellular component: intracellular anatomical structure. NCBI's taxonomy places the organism in Eukaryota, Metazoa, Chordata, Actinopteri, Cyprinodontiformes, Goodeidae. Gene Ontology annotation, molecular function: ATP hydrolysis activity; RNA binding. The transcript has 17 exons. The record is from RefSeq and is a predicted model, not a curated record. Bases 194 to 2413 code for a protein of 739 amino acids.